CCCGCCCUGGGUUCCGUAUCUUCUUCGUUUCAACUAUUUUUUGUGCCGCGUUUGUCUCUCUCUCUGGUCGGCCUGGUCUCUCCCUCCUCCACCCCACCCACUCCACCCCACCUUCCCUCAAUUCAGAUUUCAGCUUUUCCGCUCGCCAGAAUACAAAUUACCGCCCACACACCCACGGGUAAAUCGAUUUUCUGUUUUCAUCUCCCAAUCGGUCUUAAUCGACUGGCUCACCACGACCAAACCCUAAUUCCUCCCAACGCACUUAUCCAGCCGAUCUCCGCUUGAUUUCGCGGUGGAAUCCUUGAAUUUCGACUCCAAUUUUCGUAGGGUUUUUCAGUUUCACCAAAAGAGGGCUGGAAUUGAAAUGGACGAAACUCCGAAUCCGGAGCCGAGAAGUGUAGAGGAAGUCUUCAAUGAUUUCAGAGGCCGCAGAGCGGGCCUCAUCAAGGCCCUCACUGAAGAUGUCGAGAAAGUUUAUAAGCUGUGUGAUCCAGAAAAAGAGAACCUGUGUCUAUAUGGGCUUCCGAACGAGACAUGGGAAGUCAACUUGCCCAUCGAGGAGGUGCCCCCGGAACUUCCGGAGCCAGCACUUGGGAUAAAUUUUGCUCGAGAUGGAAUGCAAGAAAAGGAUUGGUUAGCCCUUGUUGCAAUUCACAGCGACUCCUGGCUGCUUUCUGUUGCAUUCUACUUUGGUUCACGGUUCGGAUUCGGUAAGAGUGAAAGGAAGAGACUUUUCCAGAUGAUUAAUGAGCUCCCAACAGUUUCUGAAGUUGUGACUGGAGCUAUUAAGCAGGGGAAGGAUUCAGCUGCCGCGCAAAGCAACGGCAACAAGAACAAGUCGGGUGGGAGACCCCCAUCUCGGCAGCCAGAGAUGGUGCCCAAAGGCGGGAAGACAUCUGCAAAAGACGAGGAGGAGGAUGAGGAAGAAGACAACAAUGUCGAUGAGGAUGAAGAUGAGCAGGGGGCGACAUUGUGCGGAGCCUGUGGAAACAAUUAUGGGAACGACGAAUUCUGGAUUUGCUGCGAUGUAUGUGAAAAAUGGUUCCAUGGGAAGUGCGUGAAGAUAACACCGGCCAAAGCUGAACACAUCAAGCAGUACAAGUGCCCGGGAUGCAGCAACAAACGGGCUAGAGUUAACCCGGGCCUUUCGUGACGAUCGAUCGACGAUGUCUGAAUGGAAACAAAGGUUCAGUUUUAUAUAUAUAUAUAUAUAAAAAUUAGAAACAUCUGCUGCUGGGAAAGAAAUUCAAACAAUCUUUUCAUUUACAUUUUCUCAGCUUCUGUUCUUGUGGGGAUGUAGAAAGACAUUUGAUUUCUUGCUAUUAAGCUUAAAUAGUCUUAACAUUUUUCCCAGCAUAGUUUUUUCUGAACAUGUAAUGUAAUGAUAGGAAUUGAACUCCACAUCUGAUGUCUAAAAUUACUUUUCUUGUA
Molecule: messenger RNA, 1431 nt
Organism: Andrographis paniculata
Lineage: Eukaryota; Viridiplantae; Streptophyta; Magnoliopsida; Lamiales; Acanthaceae
Product: PHD finger protein ALFIN-LIKE 6-like
Exons: 5
Coding region: 365-1153 (262 amino acids)
Biological process (GO): regulation of DNA-templated transcription
Cellular component (GO): nucleus
Molecular function (GO): histone binding; transcription cis-regulatory region binding; transcription coregulator activity
Source: RefSeq, a predicted model, not a curated record